This is a messenger RNA of Trypanosoma conorhini, 2379 nucleotides long. RefSeq names its product putative enoyl-CoA hydratase/Enoyl-CoA isomerase/3-hydroxyacyl-CoA dehydrogenase. Gene Ontology annotation, biological process: fatty acid beta-oxidation. Bases 1 to 2379 code for a protein of 792 amino acids. The transcript has a single exon. NCBI's taxonomy places the organism in Eukaryota, Euglenozoa, Kinetoplastea, Trypanosomatida, Trypanosomatidae. Gene Ontology annotation, cellular component: peroxisome. The record is from RefSeq and is a predicted model, not a curated record. Gene Ontology annotation, molecular function: NAD+ binding; (3S)-3-hydroxyacyl-CoA dehydrogenase (NAD+) activity.
AUGCAGCGCGUUGACACGAUUUGCUCCCACGUGGGGCAUCGGCGCUAUUGCCACUUGGAGCACUCCGGCGACGCCGCCGUGCUGAUCCUUCACCAGGGGCUCCACAACGCCCUCACGGUGCACAUGCGGGCAGCCAUACAACACUACUUUCGUGCGGCGGAGGCCGACCCCGCGGUUCACCGUAUUAUUAUUACCGGCGAGGGGAACGACUUCUCCUGCGGAGUUGACAUCACGGACUUCAAGGCUUCGGCGUCGGAGAUGAAGUACGACGGCGGCGUCGUUCCAAGCCUCGCCACACUAGCAAACCUGGUGGAGGGCAGUUCAAAGGUUGUGGUGGCGGCUAUUAACGGCCGCGCCUACUCUGGGGGGCUGGAGCUGGCACUCGCGGCGCACUACCGCGUCGCCUUGCCUUCGGCGGAGUUUUCCUUUCCGGAGGUGGAGUUCGGCAUUGUGCCCUGCGGCGGGGGAACGCAGCGACUGCCACGUCUCAUUGGUGUUCGGGCCGCGCUCGCCAUGAUCACCGCGUCCAUGGAGGUGGGUGCCAGGAAGGCACGGGAAAUAGGACUCGUGGACCACGUGACGACGUGUGCCACGAAGCACGGCAAGAAGGGAGCCGGUGGCGGUGGCGUCGCCGGCAGGCACGGGAAGCAGCUCCCUGGGAAAGGCGAGUCUCUGGUGGCCGCGGCGCUGCAAAUUUCCUCCGGCUGGAAGACUCCACGACGCUUGUCGCGUGAUAACAGAAAGCUCGGCAACGUCCUGGUUAACCGCGCCCUCUUCCUCCGGGCGAAGCGGGAGAUUCGGAAGCGUGCCCCCAAGGGCGUUCAGGCACCGAUGCGCUGCUUAGAAGCCAUCCGGGCCGCCGUAACCGCGGCCUCCUUUUCCGAGGGAUUAAAUUUGGAGCUGAAGCUCUUCUUGGAGUCCUUGGAGUCGCCUGAGGCGCGCGCCAUGCAACACCUCCUGCGUUCCUCGACCGCUGCCUUUCGCGGCGGCCUCGCCUCACUUCCGCACGGUAUAGCGGCUGAAUCAACUAUUCGCCGCUCUGCUGUUUUUGGUUGUGGCACGAUUGGCACAGGUGUCACACUGCUUAUGCUGCAGAGUCAAAUUCCGGUAACUGUGGUGGAGGCGAACGAAGAGCAUUGCCGGCGGGUUCGUUGUUUCGUGCAGGAUCGAUUGAGCCGCGAGGUGGAGGAGGGCCGCCUGACGUCCGACCUGCGUGAGCAACGUCUAUCCAUGCUGUCGGUGGUGCCCUACGACGCAGACCUUGUAAAGGCGUUACAGGGUGUAGACAUGGUGGUGGAGUGCGUCGGUGAGAAUCUGGCGUUAAAGAAGCGCGUCUUUGCCCGCUUGAGUGAUGUUUGCCCACCGCACUGCAUCAUUGCCACAAGUGCCUCCGCAAUCGGUACCGGGGAACUGGCAGAGGUGACACGACGACCUGAAAAGGUCAUUGGCAUGCACUUUAUUCCCCCCUCGCACGUUACACCCCUGCUGGAGAUUGUGCAAGGCCCUCGCACAGACCAGGUGACGAUUCUCCAGGCAAUGCGCAUGGGCCAUCUGUUUCGAAAGGCCGUCAUUCUAACGAAGGACACUGGGGCGUGCCUAACCACCCGCCUUCUAUCGGCGGGUCUUUAUCAGGCAUUCGCUAUGCUUGAGGAGGGGGCCUUCCCUGUUGAGGUGGACCGCGCGCUGCGACGCUUUGGCUUCCGCCGCGGCGUCUUCGUCCUUGAGGACCUGGCGGGACUCGACUUUACGGCGAGAAUCCGUACCACCCUGCAGCGGCAGCGGAAGUCUUCCUCCGCGGAGGCGGACGUGUACACAAUACCGCGCUUGUUGGUGGACGCGGGUCGGCUUGGGGAAAAAAGAGGGCUUGGCUGGUACAACUACGAGGAGACCUCGCUGGUCGGCUCUGUCCUCUCCACACUGCGCGGGGCGAGGCGCGUGGAGGAUGAAAAGGGGGUGGCUGCAUUGGGGGUGUGGCACAAGGGCGGCGCCCCGCUUGAGCGCAUACCACGCCCUGACCGGGCGGUGGAAUUAUUAAUUCUUGACGUCUGUAUGAAAAAAGAUAUUUUGCGCCGGGACAUUAGUGAUAAGGAAAUCGUGGAGCGUAUCGUAUUUUCCAUCAUCAAUGAGGCCGCCAAAAUUCUUGGCGAGGGCGCUGUUGCAAGCUCCGCGGAUGUGGACGUGGCAAUGACCUUCGGAUACGGCUUUCCCGCGUGGAAGGGCGGUGUUUGCCAUUAUGCCGACAAGUUUGGUUUGGCGAACGUCGUGCACCGUAUGCGCAUCUACAAUCGCGCCUUUGGCGAUGCCGUCUUUCCGCUGCCUUGCGACGUGUUGGUUGCCAUGGUGGCCUCGCAGCAGAACUUCUGUUCCAUGUGGAAGUAG